Molecule: messenger RNA, 2642 nt
Organism: Mandrillus leucophaeus (drill)
Lineage: Eukaryota; Metazoa; Chordata; Mammalia; Primates; Cercopithecidae
Product: tetratricopeptide repeat protein 6
Exons: 16
Coding region: 648-2210 (520 amino acids)
Molecular function (GO): protein binding
Source: RefSeq, a predicted model, not a curated record
CAUUAUUGAAACGUGGGCUGUUUUAUUAUGAAAAUGAAAACUGGUUUGCAGCCAUAGAGGAUUUCACAGCCUUGUUAAAUAUAGAUCACCAAAAUUCUCAAGCAAGGACAUACCGAGGGAUUGCAUAUGUUAAACGGAAAUUUUACAAAGAAGCAACUCAAGAUUUUUCUGCUGCAAUUCACUUAGAUCCUAAUAACUGGUUAGCAUUGUAUUAUCGAGGUUGCUUAUUCAGAAAGAGUAACCCUUUUAGAGCGCUACAGGAUUACAGUGUUUCAGCACUCAUAAAUGAUGGCUAUGAGAAUCUUGGUUGUUUUCUACAUCGGGGAAUAGUCUAUGCACAUCUAAAACUGUGGUUGCUGGCAAUUUGUGACUUUGAAACUGUUAUUUCUCUAGAAAGAACUACUACUUUGGCUUAUGUAAAUAUUGGCCUCAUACAUCUGCUAUACCUGGAUAACUACACGGAAGCCAUUUGGCAAUUUUCUGAGGCUAUUAGAAUUGAUCCUUUAUGUAUUCAAAGCUAUCUUUGUCGAGCAGAAACCUAUUUUAAGUUGCAUAAAUUGAAAAAGGCAGUAAAUGAAUUGUCUCGUGCUAUCCACCUUCAGCCAGAUGGAAUCCAAUUAUACAUAAGAAGGGGACAAUAUCUUCUUAUGAUGAAAUGUUAUGAUCUUGCAAAGUUUACUAUUUAUCAAGUAGCAGAAAUGGACAAAGGUCUCAUUGAGUUGAGUCCUAUACAGCAAGCCCUCAUUUAUUCAUUUUGUGAAAACCACGACAAGGCCAUUGAGGUCUUGGAAGGAAUCAGCUGGAAUAGAGCUGAGAUGACCAUGUAUGCUCUAUUAGCAAAAGUUCAAAUGAAGGCCAAGAGAACCAAGGAAGCUGUGAAAAUGCUUAAGAAGGCUUUGGAUGUCAUUUCUCAUUCCGAUAAAGGACCAAACACCACAGCAAUUUCAGCAGACUGUCUGUAUAACUUGGGUCUUUGUUACAUGGAGGAAGGCAAUUUACAAAUGACUUAUAAGCUAGCAAUUACAGAUUUAACCACAGCUAUCAGCAUGGACAAAAAUAGUUAUAUAGCAUUUUAUAACAGAGCAUUAUGUUACACCAAGAUAAGGGAACUUCAAAUGGCAUUAACAGAUUAUGGAAUUGUGCUGCUUCUUGAUGCUACAGAAACUGUAAAACUAAAUACGUUCCUUAAUCGUGGACUCAUCUACCUAGAACUGGACCAGUAUGGCUUUGCAUUAGAGGAUUUUAAACAAGCUGCUCUGAUAAGCCAGACUAACGAGAGCCUUUGUCACGCCACUGCCAUGUGCCAUCACAGAAUUAAUGAGUUUGAAGAAGCUGUCAAUUUCUUUACCUGGGCUCUUAAAAUUAACCCAUGUUUUCUGGAUGCUUAUGUUGGACGGGGAAAUUCUUACAUGGAAUGUGGUCAUGCUGAAGCCACCAAGCAAGCACAGAAAGACUUUCUGAAAGCGCUGCAUAUUAAUCCAGCAUACAUAAAAGCCAGAAUUAGUUUUGGCUAUAAUUUGCAGGCCCAAGGAAAAUUCCAGAAAGCUUGGAACCACUUUACCAUUGCCAUAGAUAUUGAUCCAAAGAACUACCUAGCCUAUGAAGGAAGAGCUGUGGUCUGUCUUCAGAUGGGCAAUAAUUUUGCUGCAAUGCAGGAUAUUAAUGCUGCCGUGAAGAUCAAUACUACAGCAGAAUUCUUAACAAAUCGUGGGGUGAUUCAUGAGUUUAUGGGCCAUAAACAGAAUGCAAUGAAAGACUAUCAAGAUGCAAUUUCUCUAAACCCCAAGUACUCGCUGGCUUACUUUAAUGCGGGAAAUAUCUACUUUCACCACAGGCAGUUUUCCCAGGCCAGUGGCUACUUCUCAAAAGCUUUAAAAUUUGAUCCAGAAAAUGAAUAUAUUCUCAUGAAUCGAGCUAUUACAAAUACAAUAUUAAAGAAAUACGAAGAAGCAAAAGGAGAUUUUGCAAACGUGAUUGAAAGGUGUCCAUUUUGGGCUGCAGUAUAUUUUAAUAGAGCACAUUUCUACUACUGCUUAAAGCAAUAUGAACUAGCUGAGGAAGACCUUAAUAAAGCCCUGUCUUUGAAGCCUAAUGAUGCUCUAGUAUAUAAUUUUAGAGCAAAAGUUCGUUGUAAAAUAGGUCUGAUUGAGGAAGCUAUGGCUGACUAUAACCAAGCACUUCAUCUUGAAGACCAUAACUCAGUUAUAUGAUUACAUAGACCGUGGUUGCUAGAGUAAUUUACACAACUGUUCUCUCUGAAACUGAAACGUAUUUGUUGUCUAAAAGGUUCCACCAUUUUCAUUAUUGUAUUCAUUAUGCUUAGUCUUCCAUAUAACCUUCUAUGCAUUUUAAUAAAAUGUUUGUUAUACAUUAAUUAUAAAAUUUAUGUCAUUUUCUGCAUAUUUGGAAUACCUUGAUAACUGAAUUUUUCCAAGGCUGCAAAAUUUAAAGGAAAAUGUUUCUUAAGGAAUUAAAUAGGAAUGUUUCUUAACAUUUAAAAUAUUUUCUUUAAAGUAAUUCUUUUUGAAAUAAUACUAUAUAUUGUAGAAAAAGUGUCAUCGACCUUUUCAUCAAUCCUUGCUGAUAAUGUAUUCAACAGUAUACAGAUUAAAAAAAUAAACAGAACUGAUGACUAUAAAAAA